UCCCACUCCCACCGCACAACGCUCAUUCCCUCUUUUAAUUCCAUUACUCCCUAGUCUUUCAUACGAUAUCAUGAGAUCGUCUCCGACAUACAUCAUUCUAUUAUUAUUCAUUGUAUUGAGAUGGGAUACGGGAUAUAAGCCAAUAACUUACCCACGCAAGUCUGAAGGAUUGGUCGAGACUUAUCCAAUUGCCACAAACGACAACGACAAUUCAGCAAGAACAAUGUACCAAGAAUUUCCUCUCCAGAUAGAUACUGGCUCGUCGACUUCGUGGGUAGUUUCCUCCCAGUGUAACAGAGACAUUUGCACGGCCGUCAAAAGACUCGAUACGUCUAGCCUACCUACUGCAGAAGUAGGGAAAUCCGCUUCCAUUGAAUUUGGAAGAGGGUUAACGGUAUCAGGGAGAGUCGUCAGGGACGUCUUUUCGGCCGGAUUUCUUGCAGUAAAAAACCAAACUUUUAUUGCUGCUGAUGAUGUUACAGCCCCAUUUCCUGGGAGUGGCAUACUUGGACUAGGGUUUGGUGCUAAAUCGCCCGUUCCAGAUAAACCUAAUACGAUAUUUGAGAACAUGGUAGAACAAAAUUUAAUAGCUGAACCUGUCUUUGGCGUCCGUUUGGUGUCUCAUGGUGGAGGAGAAAUUAUGUUCGGUGGCAUUGACCUAUCAAUCAUCAAAGGUGCUAUUCAAUACCUUCCCGUUACUUCGUUACUAGAAUGGGAAAUUCCAGUUAAGGGUAUCAAAUUUGCCAACAAGAUAAUUACGCCUCCUACACGUUUCAUAGUAGACACUGGGACGACAGUAAACAUAAUUCCAGAAAAGUAUGCAGAGAUUCUUUUCGCUGAAAUACCCGGAUCGGGUAUUGACAAUGAAACCGGAUUACGCACUGUUCCUUGUGACAUAGACGAGACGUUUACGACCAGUUUCAUUAUUGGAAAUGAAGAAUAUAUCAUGCCGGCCAAGGAUCUUGCGUUUCAGCGUAUAAACAAUACAAACAAUUGCAUUACAGGCACUCAAGGUGGCGAACUUGAUGAUCAGUGGUUGUUGGGCGAUACGUUUAUUAAGAAUUUCUACGUAGCAUUUAGAUUGAAGCCUGAGAGAAGCGUAGGGAUAGCUCGACGCGUUGAUGUGUGA
Messenger RNA from Paraglomus brasilianum, 1129 nucleotides. The record is from the annotation of a GenBank genome assembly. Lineage: Eukaryota; Fungi; Glomeromycota; Glomeromycetes; Paraglomerales; Paraglomeraceae.